AUUGCUGGUGCUGCUGUGCUGUGGGACUCUAGCGAUCCUCUGCUGUCUGUCUAUAUAGAGACCGACGAGCGCAAGUUCAUUUGUUUUCGAACGACCACUCAGUCCGGCUUGACAGUGUGAACUUCGGCCUUACAACAACGAUGGCCAGCAGUAACGAUUCGACGAUCCAGUUUUUCAAGAAGGCGUCCCCCGACCAAUGGACAUAUCUCCUCGCUUGCUACAAAGAUGCUGUCGGAGCCAAAGCCCAACAGAGAACCAAAAAAGGGGGUCCGGAACAGUAUCUCAAGCUCGACACAUGGUAUCAGGAGGAAUUGCCGAAUUUGAUCCGUAGUCGCAAGGAUCCCCACCUGGAAUAUGGCGAGCUCGUCGAUUUGAUGAAAUGGAAGUUGAUGAGGACUAAGUACAAGCCUGCGUCUCUCGAUCUCGUGAAAACCAACACUGAGAAAAACGUGAAGACGACCACCCAACGCGCUUUCAAGCGUAUGCCUAAACUCGAAGCCGCACUUCAAGCUCUGACCGCUGGCUUGAAGGGUAUCGGAAUCGCGACGGCCUCUGCCAUCCUGGCGGCUGCCUACCCAGAUUAUGCUCCAUAUAUGGCCGAAGAAUGCAUGGUGAGCACUCCGGACGUGGAAGCCGAGGACUAUACACAGGCCGAGUACCUAAAGUACGCCGACCACUACCAGAAAUUCGCGAAGAAAUUGGUAGAGAAGGAUCCCGCGGGUGCAUGGACGCCCCAUAAGGUCGAGCUCGCCAUUUGGACGCAUUACAUCUUACGUCUAUUGAAACCCGAAUUGCUCGAAAGGAUGCCCGAUCAAGUGGAGAGCAAUGGAUGUGAUGAGGAGUCGAACCAAGGUCCUAUUGAGGGACAAACCAACGGAGUGUCUUCAUCGUGUGACGAAGAUUCGCAGCAAAGUAAUGGUACCAUCGGCCAAGAAGACAGUAACAGCCUUCCACACAUGUCGAACGGUAACGGAAACGGGAAGACGGCUUCCGAGAAGAACGGUCACCACGAAAGCAACACCGAUAACGAUACGAGGUCGAGUUUACUAGAGGAAUCCUCACAACCAUCAGAUCUCGAAGCGUCGCAAGAUAGCACCAUCGCUGCGAGCGCGGUCAAGAGGACCGCGGCCGAAGACGAAGAGGAGAACGGUGUCGAUGCCAGUAGCGAACACUCAGAAUGUAAGAAACAGAAGCUCACGCCCUCAGAGACACCGAAUGAACAGCCGGUCGCGGUAGAAACUCAGUAAGGCGACGAGGGAGGCGGCGAAAGUGGCGCCGACGGCAACAAGUUCUUUUGAGUAGACAUGGUCACUAUACAGAACACGAUGGGUAUGAUGACUGAAAACAUAAACAUGGUGGCGAUCGUGUGAUCAUGGACCGGGAGCUGACACUUCACACCAACAAGGAACAACACGACAAAUUCGAGGAGACCAUAAAUCACAACGCGCAUUCAUUGUAAUUAUAACGAUUAUUAUUAUCAUUAUUAUUCGAAGUUCCGAUGUCCUACAUAACGCUUAUGAGCGUAACUAUCUCAAUGCGGGUGGAGCUGGCGUUGGUUCUGAUCAUUCGGGCCAAUAAGGUGGGAAAUUUUGUGGAGCCCGCUGCGACAGACCACGGCCAAUCGGCGGGAGGACGGGUCUCGACACUGGCCAGUAUCGAUCGCCAGUCUCUUAGUCCUGGAGCGAGCUGGCGUUAAAACCCCCUUCAGCGAAUAAACUUGGCGAAGACAAAAAAGAAAUUCCCCCGAUGAGGGCACUGAAUCUCUAGGGGGAAGAUUGUCUGCGCUCCGGUUGGUCUGUCGAGUCGUGAGCUUGGAGUUGUCCGAAUGAGCUUGAGAACGUCAUACCUAUCGCUUGUGUCGAAGCUCAUGAGCGGACGGAUUUGUCGUCCUGCGAAGGCAGUCAGCCCCGCGUAACGGGCGUAAUCUCGUUCGGUCGGGCGCCGUGGUCCUGCGGCCCGGGGUGAGCCCGAGAGAUCUGAUCCGACGGACAAUCGUCUAGCCGAGCUCGAAGCGGAGUGUGUUCGGUCUCUGUGAAGUUAUUCCGGCGAGAGAGAGAGUUCCAAUGGCGGGCCAGCGCUGCUCGGCGAUCACGGACAAAAAAUUCUAUCGUUCCGACUGACUAGAGGUCUUCCCUGAAGAACCACCGGAAGAAACGUGAGGCACACCGGUAAAAGUGAUCCGUGAAGCUACCAAGACAGACACAAACACUUACAGACAAACACAUUCGAAUGGCGUAAUGGAGAGCUACUUGAGAAUAAAGCCGAAAUUUCCUUUUUGAAAAUCGCGGAAACUGAGGUGAGAUGGUAAAGAUGCACGAGAUGGAGACUAGCAUUGUUUUAAAGAACAUUCGCAUAUUGUAAAUGAAAUUAACAGCCGUUGGUGUUCAGUACUAUUGAAGGCAGAAAGCAAGGGGAGACGAUGGCGAAGCUUUGCAGCGAAACGGAGACAAGUACAUGGAUAUAAUAUUAUUAAUAAUGGUGAUGAUGAUAAUGAGCAUUACGAGAAUGAUGUUCAUUGAGCAGAUGGCGCUGGAAACAAUAAAAACAUUGCAGCACCACGAGACGAGCAUAAUGAUAAUGAUGACGAUCAUGGUAGAAAUCAAUUGUCUCCAUCAUUAUUAUUAUUGAUGAUUGAUACUACAUCGGAUUGAACUUUGUGUAUGCUCAGGAGAUGACAGACGGAAUCAGAAGGGGAUCGAUGAUCCUGAUGAUGACCAGAAAGAUUGUAUAAAGUCGUCGUUUUUUGUUCUCGAAGGCAGACGUUCCCGUCGGUCCCUGAUAGAGGGAGGGCUAAGACAUAGGAAGACAAAGGAAUCUGACGAAUGCUGCCGGGAAGAACGUCCUUGUACAUCCAACUCCUUCUCCCCAUCGUAUAGACGAAACUUACAUACCGACAGACGGAUAAAGUGACGGACAAACGAACGGGCAAACAACAGAGAAACUAUCGAACACACACUCGGAUAUUGAACACAACUGGGAAAGCCACCGGUGCAGAGAAAGAAAACACCCCCUCUGCAUCAGAGCCGAUUUCGAGCCUAACAUCGGCAAGAAUCGAUCCCCCGGGAGAAGAAAUGAGCAUCCGAGAGGAAUCAAGUUGCCCACUUGGUUAAACCAUUCCGACGGACUCGUCGGACAUGUCAAAAAAUUGAAUAUUUGUCGAUUAUAACCUGGUGGUGAAACAUUAUCUACUAUAUCAAUAAACCUAUUGUAUCUCCUUAAAUCGA
Galendromus occidentalis (western predatory mite) is the source of this 3224-nucleotide messenger RNA. It is a transcript of the gene Amun, whose product is annotated as protein amun. Bases 141 to 1247 code for a protein of 368 amino acids. The record is from RefSeq and is a predicted model, not a curated record. The transcript is spliced from 4 exons. Lineage: Eukaryota; Metazoa; Arthropoda; Arachnida; Mesostigmata; Phytoseiidae.